Molecule: messenger RNA, 1831 nt
Organism: Salvia hispanica
Lineage: Eukaryota; Viridiplantae; Streptophyta; Magnoliopsida; Lamiales; Lamiaceae
Product: trigger factor type chaperone family protein
Biological process (GO): protein unfolding; protein transport; 'de novo' cotranslational protein folding
Molecular function (GO): protein folding chaperone; ribosome binding; peptidyl-prolyl cis-trans isomerase activity
Source: RefSeq, a predicted model, not a curated record
UCCAUUGUAUUGCAGCCUGAAGAAGAAGAAGAAGGUGGUGCUGCAAUAACAAAGAUGGAGUCUUUCUGUGCUACCACUGUCCAAACCUUCUUCCAUCUCAAGCCCUCUUCUUCCUUUUCUCCUCCUUCUUAUUCCGCUGUUUCUUUCCUCAAAUCCCACUUCAAGCAAUCACCACUAACUCAUUCUUCCCGCCAAUUCUCCCGAAGAACAAAUUCCACCCCAUUUGUAGCGUCGGCCGCCCCCGCCACUGCUGACGGCGCCGUUUCCGACAAGCUCCCCGCCGACCUCAUUGUUACAGAAACCCCCGAACCCAACUCAAGAGUAAAGUUGAGUGUUGAGGUUCCCGCAGAGGUAUGUGAGGAUUGUUACAGAAGAGUCAUGAGGGAGUUCACCAAACAAGCAAAGAUCCCAGGGUUUCGUCCAGGGAAGAAUGUCCCAGAAAGUAUACUUAUUAGUUAUAUUGGGAAGGAGACUGUUAAAGGAGCCACAAUAGAAUCUAUCUUAAAGAGAACACUUCCGCAUGCCUUGUCUUCAGUAAGCGGAAAAGCCUUGGAAGAUUCAAUCCGCAUUUCAACUAAAUUUUCGGAGAUGGAGAGUUCGUUUUCGUCAAUGAAAUCUCUGAGAUAUGAUAUAUUUGUUGAUGUUGCUCCUGAACUCAUAUGGAAUCCUGAAGAUGGAUACAAGAAUUUAAAGGUUGUUGUUGAGAUUGAUAAGGAGAUAGAUGCUCAGACUGCAGCUGAACAAGAACUACGGCGCCGUCACAAGGCUCUCGGUGCUUUAAAAAUCGUAGUUGACAGAGGACUUCAGCUAGGUGAUGUUGCAAUUCUUGACAUAUCAGCUGCGACGAUUGAGCAAGAUGAAUCAACUGGUAAAAGUAUACCAUCUGCUGAGAGCAAAGGAUUUCGGUUUGACACUGAAGACGAAGAUAAAGUCCUUCCAGAUUUUAUGAAUUCAAUUGUUGGAAUAAAACGUGGCGAAACUAAGAUAUUCCCUUAUACCUUCCCUGAUACAUGGGAACAAGAAGAUCUCCGUGGUGUCCGCGCUCUGUUCACAGUGGAAUGCAAGGAAUUGUUCUUCAGAGAUCUGCCCGAAUUGAAUGACGCAACUGCUGAAAAGAUUCUGGCAGGUUGCUCCACCAUUGAGGAGGUUAAGGAAACAUUGUUGCAAAAGUUUCUUGAGCUGGAGCAAACAGCUAAAGAGCAAGCUGCAGACAAUGCAAUUUUGGAUCAGUUACACAAAAUGGUUGAAGUCGAUAUUCCUCCAUCUUUGUUUGAGGAACAAGGAAGGCAGCUUUAUGGAGCACAACUUCUGCAAAUUCAGGCUAAUAUGAAACUCAAUGAAAAACAACUGGAAGCCCUAUCAAGUCCCAAGGCAGUGAAGGAUUUCCUCGAAAACCAGAGAGAAAAUAUAACGAAUAUUAUCAAGCAGAAUCUAGCUGUUGGUGACAUAUUCAAACGCGAAAACUUGCAGAUAGUAACAGACGAGAUAGUGAAGGAGGUUGAGAAUUCGAUCGAUGAGUUUAAACGCCACAACCAAGAGUACGAUGAGGAACGAGUCCGGGAACAGGUACAAGAGGUGCUUGAGGGAGCAAAAGUACUAGAAUGGCUGAAAGAGCGUGCAGACAUCCAGUUCAUAAACAAGUAAGAGAGCCAGAGACGGUCACACCCGAUUUUGAAGGGAGAGGUAUGAGAUAUAUCAAGGUUUACACCCUUCCAUUUCUCAGGUUUAGUAUAGAUUUGCACAUUCUUUUUCGACGAUUGGACAUGUUCUUGAGCUUUUUUGGAUCCAUUUUAGCAAUAAUAUAAUGAAAAUCAAUUCUAGUUGUGUUUCA